AUGGUUGAACCAACUCGCCUAUUUACUCUAGAUGAAUUUCUCAUAAAAUUACAAAUAUCACAAAAAUAUACAAGAGUUAUCUAUUUGGAUUUUCGACGGGAAAAUGUUAAACAACCAUUUCGUUUUAAAAACAUCCAAUUUCUCUAUAUGGCCAUUAGUCUUAUGAUUAUUGACUGUAUCUGCAAUAUAAUGAAAAUCAUUAUCGAAAUAAGUUCUAAUCGUUUAAGUGAAGCAAAACAAAUCGGUGCUGUCUUCAGUAUUGAAUUCUUGUGUUUAGUGCGUGGCCUUUCGGUAUUGACAAAAUAUCACAGUAUUUUAGAUUUAACCAAUUGUUUAGAUAAAAUAUUUCCUCGUAAUCGUGAUUUACAGAAACGUAUGAAUAUUAUGUCGUUCGUUCGCUAUUUAGAAAUAAGACAUCGUAUGUUGCAUAUUUAUGCUAUAGUUGGUUUAACCGCAUUUAUUGGUCUACCUUUGCUGAAAUAUUUGAUAUACUAUGAUCGCUCUAGUGGUUUACCAUUAUUAGAUGAAUAUCAUCAACAUGCUUCUUGGUUCCCAUAUCAACUAAAGCAAAGUAAUCGCGCCUAUCCGUUUAUGUAUAUCUAUGAGACUUUGAUAACGAUUUUCGGUAUAAAUUGUAUGUUUACUUGGGAUCAUAUUUAUACCGUGUCGGUGGCUCAAUUUGUUAUGCAUUUUGAUUUUAUUAACGCUCAAGUCGAGAAAUUGGAUGUCAAGAGAACUUUGGAGGGUAAAAAGUCGAAGGAGUUUUAUAGAAGUUUAAAAGAAAUUAUAAUUUAUCAUCAGCAUAUUCUUGAAAUAGGUGAAAAAUUGCGUAAAACUUUUAAUAUAUCCCUAUUUUUAACGGAUAUAGUAAGUGCGGCUUCAAUAUGUUUUCACGUCUAUUUGAUGGCCAAUAGUGAUGACAUUAUUGCCAUUGUACUAUUCAUAUUCCCCUGUUUCGUGCAAGUGGCGUUUACAUUUGAUAAUUGUUAUCAGGGCACUCGAGUGGCUGAAGCGAGUGCCCGCUUACCAGUAGCUCUAGCUCAACAAAAUUGGUACGAAGGUUCUUUGGAAUAUCGUAAAUUUUACAUAAUGCUGCUAAUGUUUGCCAACAAUUCGUUUACAUUAAGUGGUUAUAAAAUGUUUAGUAUAGAUAUGGUACAUUUUCGGGGGAUCAUGAUGAUUGCUUAUAGAUUGUUUACUUUUCUGCAGACAAGGGGUAAAAAGAGUUAUCGAUAG
Messenger RNA from Lucilia sericata (common green bottle fly), 1236 nucleotides. Its product is annotated as odorant receptor 88a-like. Gene Ontology annotation, molecular function: odorant binding; olfactory receptor activity. Gene Ontology annotation, cellular component: plasma membrane. The transcript is spliced from 4 exons. Lineage: Eukaryota; Metazoa; Arthropoda; Insecta; Diptera; Calliphoridae. The record is from RefSeq and is a predicted model, not a curated record. Bases 1 to 1236 code for a protein of 411 amino acids. Gene Ontology annotation, biological process: detection of chemical stimulus involved in sensory perception of smell; sensory perception of smell.